This is a messenger RNA of Myotis davidii, 2863 nucleotides long. RefSeq names its product DEAD-box helicase 54 (gene DDX54). Gene Ontology annotation, molecular function: RNA binding; ATP binding; RNA helicase activity. The record is from RefSeq and is a predicted model, not a curated record. The transcript is spliced from 18 exons. Lineage: Eukaryota; Metazoa; Chordata; Mammalia; Chiroptera; Vespertilionidae. Gene Ontology annotation, cellular component: nucleus.
AUGGUACCUGGAGUGAUGCUGCCUCUCUGCUCCUCCCUCCAGCUGGGACCUGGCCGACCCCUGCCCACCUUCCCCACCUCGGAAUGCACCUCGGACGUGGAGCCGGACACGCGGGAGAUGGUGCGAGCCCAGAACAAGAAGAAGAAGAAGUCGGGAGGCUUCCAGUCCAUGGGCUUGAGCUACCCGGUGUUCAAAGGCAUCAUGAAGAAAGGCUAUAAGGUGCCAACGCCCAUCCAGAGGAAGACCAUCCCCGUGAUCCUGGAUGGCAAAGACAUGGUGGCCAUGGCCCGGACGGGCAGUGGCAAGACAGCCUGCUUUCUUAUCCCCAUGUUCGAGCGGCUGAAGGCCCGCAGUGCUCAGUCGGGGGCCCGUGCCCUCAUUCUCUCGCCCACCCGGGAGCUGGCCCUGCAGACCAUGAAGUUCACCAAGGAGCUGGGCAAGUUCACCGGCCUCAAGACUGCCCUGAUCCUGGGUGGGGACAAAAUGGAAGACCAGUUUUCAGCCCUGCAUGAAAACCCUGACAUAAUCAUUGCCACCCCUGGCCGCCUGAUGCAUGUGGCUGUGGAGAUGAACCUGAAGCUGCAGAGUGUGGAGUACGUGGUAUUUGACGAGGCUGACAGGCUCUUUGAAAUGGGGUUUGCAGAGCAGCUGCAGGAGAUCAUCAGCCGCCUCCCGGGGGGCCACCAGACACUCCUGUUCUCGGCCACGCUGCCCAAGAUGCUGGUGGAGUUCGCCCGGGCCGGCCUCACGGAGCCCGUGCUCAUUCGGCUGGAUGUGGACGCCAAACUCAACGAGCAGCUCAAGACCUCCUUCUUCCUGGUGCGGGAGGACACCAAGGCCGCCGUGCUCCUCCACCUGCUGCGCGACGUAGUGCGGCCCCAGGACCAGACCGUGGUGUUUGUGGCCACAAAGCACCACGCGGAAUACCUCAGUGAGCUGCUGACGACCCAGCGGGUGAGCUGCGCCCACAUCUACAGUGCCCUGGACCAGACAGCCCGCAAGAUCAACCUGGCCAAGUUCACCCACGGCAAGUGCUCCACCCUCAUCGUGACGGACCUGGCGGCCCGGGGCCUGGACAUCCCGCUGCUGGACAACGUCAUCAACUUCAGCUUCCCGGCCAAGGGCAAGCUCUUCUUGCACCGCGUGGGUCGUGUGGCCCGGGCUGGUCGAAGUGGCACGGCCUACUCCUUGGUGGCCCCAGAUGAGGUCCCCUACCUGCUGGACCUGCACCUGUUCCUGGGCCGCUCCCUCACCCUCGCCCGCCCCCACGAGGAGCCUUCAGGUGCGGUCGGUGUGGACGGCGUUCUGGGCCGGGUGCCACAGAGUGUGGUGGACGACGAGGACUGCGGCCUGCGGAACACCCUGGAGGCGUCGCUGGAGCUGCGGGGCCUAAGCCGUGUGGCUGACAACGCCCAGCAGCAGUACGUGCGCUCGCGGCCAGCACCCUCGCCGGAGUCCAUCAAGCGGGCCAAGGAGCUGGACCUCGCGGGGCUGGGCCUGCACCCCCUCUUCAGUGAGGAGCCCACCAGGCUGGUGAGGGAGGAGUUGCGGGGAGGAGAGGCCAGUGGGUGAAGGACUAGGGUGUCAUCUCCACAGACCAUCUUUGAGAUCAAUGCCUCCAGCCGGGACCUGAGCAGCCAGGUGAUGCGGGCCAAGCGGCAGAAGGACUGCAAGGCCAUCGCCAGCUUCCAGCAGGGGCGGCAGGAGCGGCAGGAGGGCCUGGCUGGCACAGCCCGGAGCUGCCCAGCGCGGCAGGUGGAGCAGCCUGGGAAGGAGGAGGAAGAGGCGGCGGGAGAGAGUGUGGAGGACGUCUUCACAGAGGUCGUGGGCCGGAAGCGGCAGCAGCCAGGACCUGAGCAGGGAGCCAAGAGGCGGAAGGAGGAGGCCCGGCAGCGCGACCAGGAUUUCUAUGUCCCCUAUCGGCCCAAGGACUUUGACAGUGAACGGGGCCUGAGCGUUGGUGGGGACGGGGGCGCCUUUGAGCAGCAGGUGGCUGGCGCUGUCCUGGACCUGAUGGGGGACGAGGCCCAGAACCUGACCAGGGGCCGGCAGCAGCUCAAGUGGGACCGGAAGAAGAAGCGGUUUGUGGGACAGUCCGGACAGGAGGACAAGAAGAAGAUCAAGACAGAAAGUGGCCGCUAUAUCAGCAGCUCCUACAAGCGUGACCUCUACCAGAAGUGGAAGCAGAAACAGAAGAUCGACGACCGCGACUCGGAGGAGGAAGGGCCAUCGGACCGGCGAGGCCCAGAGCAAAGAGGCUGGAAGCGGGGCCGAGGCCAAGGUGCCUCCCAGCCGCGCACCUCAGGCCCCCCCGCCGGCCGCGUGCGCUCAGAGCUCAAGACCAAGCAGCAGAUCCUGAAGCAGAGGCGCCAAGCCCAGAAGAUGCGCUUCCUGCAGCGUGGGGGCCUCAAGCAGCUCUCUGCCCGCAACCGGCGCCACGCCCGGGAGCUGCAGCAGGGCGCCUUUGGCCGGGGCGCGCACUCCAAGAAGGGCAAGAUGAGGAAGAGGAUGUAAAGAAGAUGGCCCAGCCCUGGCUCCUCCCGGCUCCAAGUGUGAACACCAGCACAUGCUCCUGCCUGCCGCUCUGUGCCUGGCCCCGUGCAGGGCGUUGGGGAGCUCCCUGCAGAGCCUCCGCUCAUGGGGAGUGCUGUAGGCCCCAGGGCAGCAGCUGCCUCUGCUGAGACAGGGACGCGUGUGCAAGGUUUUGAAGGGUGCAUAGGAGUUUGCGCCCUGAAUUGGCGACUCGGCUCCUGCUGCUUCUGUGUGCUCUGGGUUCAGAGGUGGUGGUCACACAGGUCUGAGCCGUGAGUGCCGAAGGCCCAGUGAUGUAUUUUUAAGGUAAUAAACCUUUCCUGAGCACCUC